Molecule: messenger RNA, 1386 nt
Organism: Penicillium chermesinum
Lineage: Eukaryota; Fungi; Ascomycota; Eurotiomycetes; Eurotiales; Aspergillaceae
Product: heme-dependent oxidative N-demethylase family protein
Exons: 4
Coding region: 1-1386 (461 amino acids)
Source: RefSeq, a predicted model, not a curated record
AUGGACCUACUCCCCAACAGCCCCGAAAGCAUCUGGAAGCUCGGAAUCGUCUUAAUAAUUGCCAUAGGCGCCUACCUGACCACUUCUCGAUCCUCCAUCCCAGUCUUGCGCAGACUCUCCCUACGCGGCCGCAGAGACUCUACAGCCAAAACGCCCCCGCGAUCGUUAUCGCCAGAUAAUAAGCGCAGCACAUCGCCUCCCGAAAGCUACAGCCAUGUCCUCCCACCCCAUCGUAGAGAGUCGCUCCUCCAGCUCCAAGCACACUGUUUCCGCUGGCGCAAUGUCACCGAAGCAGAAGUGCGCCAGAACAUCUUGCCCAUGACCGCAGACUAUAUGACCAGCCCAGGCAACCUGUACACUCCCACUGGAUUUACGGUAGAGCAAGUGAAAACCCUUGGAGACUUCCCAGACUAUGCAACCUUAUGCGGAGUCCCGCUCCCCAAUCCAUAUCCCGAACAUAACAUCGAGAAGGCGCUGCCUCGCCCAUUCAGGCCAUUCCGCUGGACGUAUCAUCAGACCAUGUCACUGACCAAACUCGAAACCGACUGGUGGAUUGAGCUGGAAAAUACCUACAAAAGCCGCAUUGCGCAGCGGAAGGCCCUCUACGCCAAACACGGCAAAGCGGUUCUCGAUGCCCUGCCGGGCUCUGAACUCGCCUGCAAGGAGCUCAUGGAGAUGGUGCUCCAGUUUGUCUGCGCUCGAUACCCGCAAUAUUUCUCCGUGGUGGACAAGCGGAUUCUACAGAACCGCAUUCUCGAAACAGAGCAGGAUAUCCGAUCCAAGCCUCCCCUGGAGAUCCUCAUUGACAACAUCCCCGAAGACUUUGCCAUAAUGCUCCGCGACGAUCAAACGGGGUAUUACUUCAUGCGGGCGGGCGUGAUAUGCUCGGCAUUGGGAUGGAACGUGGGAUCCAAAAUUGGGAAGCAAUUACACGAGAUCCACGCGCCGAUUCCUGACUAUAAAGAGAAGAUGCAGUUCUCUAUGGAUCGGUUUUUCACGAAGAUGCCGACGGACAAGCCCAUCCAACGGGGCUCGUGGGGUCUCGAGUGCAACUUGCGCGUCGACUGGCAGACUCUGCGUCGUCUCCCUAUCUCUGCGGGCGUUGUGUUCAAUUUCAAGGCCCUCUUCACGCCUGUCUCCGAGUUCCGGGAUGAACCCGGCGUUCCUGCUUUGAUUGCUAAGGUCUUGAAAGAGGGAAAGGAGAGCCUGAUGCGGUAUAAGGGCACUUGGCACGUUCAGCAUGUUAUACUUCCGAAGUUGGAGGAAUGGACGAAGGAGCAGGAAGAUCUGGGUAUCAUGCCGAAGGGGUGGGAGGUGACUACUCUGGAUGAAAGUCCUUGGUUCCGGAAUUGGGAAGAGAAAUGGCAUCGUCAGCAAGGUUUUUGA